Messenger RNA from Trifolium pratense (red clover), 974 nucleotides. RefSeq lists its product as uncharacterized. The record is from RefSeq and is a predicted model, not a curated record. The transcript has 2 exons. Lineage: Eukaryota; Viridiplantae; Streptophyta; Magnoliopsida; Fabales; Fabaceae. The coding region runs from base 15 to 917 and encodes 300 amino acids.
UUCACCCAUUAAACAUGUCAAUAUUCAGCUUGCCUGGUCGUAAUGGUGGUGGUGAGAAAGUGUUGUAUCCUGGUGACAAAGUUCUCUAUUCGGCGCAUGUUCACUUGCUGAUUAAUUGCAAUGAAGUCGAGCCAUAUUUACAGAUGUUUUUAACACAACAUACUUCUGCUCAAAUCAAUUCGCAAUUUCCAGCAUGGUUCAAAGAAUACAUGUACCAACAAACACCCGCAACUCGUGUCAUACAACACUUGAGAAACUUAUCUGAUGGCCCAAAGUCAACCGUUAAACAAUGGCACACCUACUUUGUCAAUGGUUACAGAUUUGAGACACACAGUUGGAGUGAAGGAAAAACAACAGUAAACAGUGGAGUGUGUAUGAAAGGUGUGACUGAAAAUGGUGAAGGAGAUUUUUACGGUGUCAUUGAGAACAUAUUUGAAAUCGAAUACAAUUACCUUGAUUACAAGAAAACAGUCGUGUUGUUUUACUGUAAAUGGUUUGAUCCUUCAAAUAGAGGUACCAGAUAUGAUUCAAAGACUAAUACCGUGGACAUAAAAAUGAACAAACAUUAUCCAUUGUAUGAUCCGUUUGCUAUGGCUCAUAACGUCAGACAAGUUCACUAUGUCCCUUAUCCAUCGACUACAAGGGAUAAGCGAGGUUGGUGUGCCGCAAUAACAUCAAAACCAAGGGGUCUGAUUGAAAAAAAUGAGAUAGAUGAACGUGAAGAUGAACCAUAUCAGGAAGAUGAGAUGUCCAAUGUUGAUGAUGUCAUUGCAGUUGAAACUUUUAAUCAACUUUGUGUACAAGAAGAAGCCGAAGAAGUACCUUCUGAUGGUGAUGUUGAUGAAGAGGACGUCGAAGCUAAUGGUGAUGAUGAAGGCAGUGAUGAUGAAGAUGUAUCAGAUUGGGAUGACAAUUAAUUUUAUAAUAUAGUUAUCCGCGUUGUAAUAAUAUUAAUCGUUGUACUUGAAUAUUUG